UGUUAAAUUCAUCAGUGUGUGUUAGUUGACAGCGGGAAGUACUCAUAUCGAAUGCGCGAACGAGCGUAAAAUACGUGACAAUCAAUUGAAGUUCCGAUAGUCAGUUGUUCAAUGGGUUUUUAAACUCGCGGUGGUUGUGUCCGUGAUGAUGUGACUGAAGAUGUAUAAGGACAAAGAACUGAGGGCUGUAAUUGCGUUGCGUGUUUAAUUAAUUCAACAGACCGGUUUUAUUGGUGUAGCGGACAGCGGCUACUGGAGACGUUGUUUACAAUGGCGUUUUCACUUAAUAAGUUGAAGAAUAUUUUGAACAAUAACAGGGAGGGUCAGUUAGCGGGUAGUGGAAGCUUGGAACCGGAGAUCGGGUUCAAGUUAGCGCUGCACCCGGUGGCCAAGAACUUGUUCGUGACCGUUAUCGGCGCGAGACACCUCCCCUCCUUGUUUGGACUGAGUCGCGCCCAUGGAUACCUCGUUAAGGUUAAGCUUUUUCCGGGGGACAGUAAGUUCGAAACAACAUUACAAGAAAGUUCGUGGCCAGUUUGGAAUGAAGACUUUAAAUUCCAAUUGAAACCGAAAGAUGCGAAGAAACCCACAGAAAAAGGUGACCUUCAGAGUUUGUUAGCCGGCCAUUUUUUGUCACUGACAAUUUACGCCAUAUUAGAGCCUCCCAAACAAGAGACAGACAGGCGGAAAAAUAGCAAAACAUUAGACGCGAAAAAGACUCCUAAGGUAUCAGACCAAGAGGAAACGAAACCUAAAUCAGGAUUUCUAGAAAAGACAUUCAGUAGUUUUAAGUCGACAAAAGCAGAAGCCAUAGCUCAGAAGUCACUUUUGGAAAAGAGAAGAACCGUGGGUGCUGCUACGUGGAACUUCGACUCAAAACUCUUUCAGAAUGAUCUCAAGAAUGGUUUGAUUGGUACUCCUGAUAUUUGGAGACCCAUCAAUGCUAUAACAAGUGGAUUGGUGGCGGCUGAUUCAAGGAGAGAGAACAAAAAGGGCCAGCUGGAGGUGACUCUCCUCUACACGGCCAGCGAGGAUGGCCUCAACGACAACGUCCAGCUGACCGUCAACCGGCUGAGGUGCAGCGUGCAGACCAUGCAGGAGCAGGAACAGUUCAAAGCGCCGUUGUACCUGAAGGCAACGAUAUUGGAGGCCAACAAAGCAGAGUGCUACUGGAAGAGCGACAGAUUCGCGCCCACAAUCUCCGCAAGAUGGGACCCGAAGUCAGCCACUGUGAAAUUGACGGUGUUCAAAGCGAGCCUCAACAAAGUCAGCAUAUACAUCAGUUUGGGAUGUAAAACAAAAAUGGCGAAGAAGGAAAUUCUCGGGAAAGCCACCAUUGACGAGAAGUCGGCCUACUCCGACACUUGGAGCGAGUGUUUGAGACAGCCAGGCAUUCCCAAAACUUUCUGGGUCAAUUUCGAAUGAAAGUUACUCGCACAAAUCAUCGGAACUUUCAGAUAGGGUUGAAUGAAACCACAGAACCGAUACGGAAAAUUACAGGGAAAUCGACAGGAACUUUUAAGAAGGUUAUUUUUGCUGAUUAUUUUUAGAAUUGAAUGGUUGAUUGGUUAGAUUUUAGAAAUCUGUGUUUAUAAACUGUUGAUUUCCUUGCAUACAAACAUAUACGUAGUCAUAAGUUAAUGUCACAACAUUAUUUAUGUUGUAAAUGUAUCUCUUGUUCCAAUCCAUUCACUGACUUGAUUAUAUUAUCUUUUUCCACAAUAGCACAUCGUUUUUUAGGCAGGAAGCCUUGUCAUGAUAGCAAAUGUCUUCGCAUAUUUAUUUAGAGGGUGUAAGGAACAGUGCCUCUAGAGAAUGAGUCAUGUCGAUUUUGUCGGAAUGGUGGCGCGGCGUCGCGAGUCGCAUACGUCGAUUGUUUUGUAUCCAAUGUAUUGUAAAUAUUGUAAUGUACCGAAGCACAAUAUAAAAUUUAAAGGGAAUGCUAUAUUAACUAGAAUAGAA
Molecule: messenger RNA, 1962 nt
Organism: Ostrinia nubilalis (European corn borer)
Lineage: Eukaryota; Metazoa; Arthropoda; Insecta; Lepidoptera; Crambidae
Exons: 4
Coding region: 271-1425 (384 amino acids)
Source: RefSeq, a predicted model, not a curated record